AUGGCACCUUUUUACCAAUUAAUGACUGAAGAACUCAAGAUUCCAUUUGAUAAAUCUCUGCAUGCAAAAUACCAAGAGAAUAAUAAUGAAGAACUAAAGAAAUUGGAUGAAAAACUUGAAGAUGCCGAAAAAAAUUUAGGCGAAACGGAAAUCAGCGAUGCUUUAUUAGCCAAAGCUGAAUACUUCGCGAAAAUUGGUGACAAGGAAAAAGCUAUUGCAGCGUAUCGUAUUGCCUUAGAUAAGACACCAGGAUUAGGAUCGCGAAUAGAUAUAAUUUUUUGUUUUGUAAGGAUCGGAUUCUUUUUUAAUGAUAAUGAUUUGAUCAGUCGUAAUAUUGAAAGAGCAAAGAGUUUAAUUGAAGAAGGUGGUGAUUGGGAUCGACGUAAUCGUCUUAAAGUAUAUGAAGGCAUUUACAGGUUAUCUAUACGUGAUUUUAAAACUGCUGCAAAUUUAUUUCUUGAUACUUUAUCAACGUUCAUGUCUACUGAAUUAAUGGAGUAUAAAGAAUUUGUUAAAUAUGCCGUUUUAGCUGGAGCAAUUUCUUUAAAUCGAGUUGAUUUGAAGAAGAAGGUAAUUGAUGCACCAGAGGUAUUGGAAGUCUUACACGAAAUUCCACACUUAGAAGAUUAUAUUACUUCACUUUAUAACUGUGAAUACGCAAAAUUUUUCCGAGCACUUGCCGAUGUUGAAUUGGAUCAUUUGCGCACUUCAAGGUACUUAUUCUCACAUCUUAGGUAUUAUGUCCGUGAAAUGAGAAUUAUUGCAUACGCGCAACUUCUGGAGUCAUAUCGUUCACUCACUAUGGAAAGUAUGGCAAACUCAUUUGGUGUUUCGGAGGGAUUCAUUGACAACGAUGUGUCGAAAUUUAUAGCCGCCGGUCGUCUUAACUGUGUAAUUGAUAAAGUGAAUGGAAUUGUUGAGACAAAUAGACCGGAUGCUAAAAACGCACAAUAUCAACAAAGUAUCAAGCAAGGAGAUAUUUUAUUGAAUCGUGUUCAAAAGUUAUCAAGAGUUAUUGAUGUAUGA
Molecule: messenger RNA, 1026 nt
Organism: Rhizophagus irregularis DAOM 181602=DAOM 197198
Lineage: Eukaryota; Fungi; Glomeromycota; Glomeromycetes; Glomerales; Glomeraceae
Biological process (GO): proteasome-mediated ubiquitin-dependent protein catabolic process
Cellular component (GO): proteasome regulatory particle
Molecular function (GO): protein binding
Source: RefSeq, a predicted model, not a curated record